This is a messenger RNA of Hibiscus syriacus, 746 nucleotides long. Its product is annotated as protein MODIFIED TRANSPORT TO THE VACUOLE 1-like. NCBI's taxonomy places the organism in Eukaryota, Viridiplantae, Streptophyta, Magnoliopsida, Malvales, Malvaceae. The annotation marks the transcript as partial. The transcript is spliced from 2 exons. Gene Ontology annotation, cellular component: trans-Golgi network membrane. The record is from RefSeq and is a predicted model, not a curated record.
AUCUAUAUUGACUUCUUUCCAGCAAAAAGAAAUGGUAUAUUUGUGUUUUUUGUUUUCUUUCAACUUUGACCAAAACUAAUGAUGGCCAGGUUCGCAUGAAAGCUGUAUGUGUGCUUGAGUCCAUUUUGGGGAAAAAGGAAGAUGAACAUUUCUUAAUUGUGGCUUCUUAUUUUACCGAGAACAAAGAUGUUGUUUUGAGAUGUUCCGAGUCCCCCCAAGCUUCCCUCAGAGAAAAGGCCAACAAGGUGUUGAUCCUUUUGAAUGGGGAACAACAUGGUGUUUCGGCAAGUAAUUCAGAAAAGUAUUUGGAGGCUGAGACCACACCUAUUCAAAUGCCUGAUCUAAUCGACACUGGUGAUCUAGAUGAUUACAAUGGACUAGCUACUUCAGAAAGGAACCAACAUGACCUAAAUACUGCAUUACGGACAGCUACGCCGCUUAUUGAUAACUUAUUUGGAGAUGGCAUAGACACUGGUUUCAGCACCAGGGAACUGAAAAAUGAUGAUGAUCCCUUUGCAGAUGUCUCAUUUCACACUGGUGAGGGCAGAGAAAAUGUGGAUAAUCUCUUCUCUGGGAUGACUGUAGAUGACAAGUCAGCCGUGAGUUGUAAUUGUGUGGCUGCAAAUGAAAAAUCUGAACUAAUUGAUAUCUUUGGGACCAAUUCUGAUACUCCGUUUGAGCCAGUGAAUAAAAAAACUGAUGUUAAUGAUUUGGUGGUUGGCUUGUCUAUGAAUGAGAAUCCAUCA